Messenger RNA from Boleophthalmus pectinirostris (great blue-spotted mudskipper), 3834 nucleotides. Its product is annotated as phosphofurin acidic cluster sorting protein 2-like. The record is from RefSeq and is a predicted model, not a curated record. The coding region runs from base 1 to 2700 and encodes 899 amino acids. The transcript has 24 exons. Gene Ontology annotation, molecular function: transmembrane transporter binding. Lineage: Eukaryota; Metazoa; Chordata; Actinopteri; Gobiiformes; Gobiidae. Gene Ontology annotation, biological process: protein localization to plasma membrane.
AUGAAUACCUGCCACUUUGAAAUGCCCCAUUCACUUUCAAAGGGCUUAUUUUACUAUUUAAAGCAAGCCACUAAUGCACUUUUUCCUUUUUUUUUCCCUCUCUCUUUGUCUCGCAGGCUUUGCACUCUCACGCUGAAAAAACUAGUGGUUCUGAAAGAGCUGGACAAAGAACUCAACUCAUUAUCGAUAGCUGUCAAAAUCCAGGGCUCGAAGCGUCUGCUGCGUUCAAACGAGUACAUCCUCCCUCCCAGCGGCCUGAUGGAGACAGAUCUGGAGCUGACGUUCUCACUACAGUACCCUCACUUUCUGAAGAGAGACUCCAACAGACUCCAGAUCAUGCUGCAGAGGCGGAAACGCUACAAGAACCGAACCAUCCUGGGCUACAAGACUCUUGCCGUGGGAGUCAUCAAUAUGGCCGAGGUGAUGCAGCACCCCACAGAUGGCGGUCAGAUCCUGGGUUUACACAGUAACGUGAAGGAGGCUCCGGUGCGAGUGGCCGAGAUCAGCGUCUUCUCUCUGUCCUCUCAGCCAAUCGACCACGAGGACGGCAGCGGGCAGGCGGGGCGCAAGACCAAGACCUCAGACCGCUCUCCGGACAUGGACAACUAUUCUGAGGAGGACGAUGACAGCUACUCGUCUGAGCAGGAAGCCAGUGACGACGCAGUGCACGGCCAGGAUCUUUACGAUGAAGACGAUGAGGUGAGAAAGCCGAAGAAGGCGAGACGGAAAAUGAUCCGAACCACCUCCAUGACCAGGCAACCCAACUUUAAGCAGAAGUUUGUGGCCUUGUUGAAGAGGUUCAAAGUUACAGAUGAGGUCCUGGACUCGGACCCGGUGGACCAGACGCAGGAGGUAGAGGAGGACCUGGACCUGCUCUACGACAGUCUGGAGGUUUAUAACCAGAGCGACAGUGGGCCUGAGAUGGAGGACAACGAGAGUGUUCUGAGCACGCCCAAACCCAAACUCAAGCCAUUUUUUGAAGGGAUGUCACACUCCAGCUCGCAGACUGAGAUCGGCAGCAUCCACAGCCACAAGAGCCAGCAGAGGGAGCUGUCAUGUCCCACUGGAGACUUUCUGACCGUAGACAGAUGCAAAAUGCAGAGCAGCCGGUACCAUGACGACAGCAUCAACGACGCCACUGCCGGGGAGCCAGAGACUGACGACAGCGGUCCGGGGCAAGGCGAGGUGAGCAGCUGGGAUGUCAACUCCGAGCGAGUGUCUAGCACGGUUGGAAAGCUCUGCAAAACCGAGUCCCAAAACCACAUGUCUCCAAGUAAAAUGGACAACAAACUGCAGAGGCGAACGCGCAGUACCUCCAUGAAGGACAGGCAAAACUCUAAGGCCCAGAACGACCGCACGAGCAGCAUGGAGAGUGAAUGCUCCCCAGACUCCAGGCUUAUAGCACAGGUUCCCAGGAAGUCCGUGUACGAUCAGCUCAAUCAGAUCCUUAUUUCUGACGAGCGGUUACCAGAGUGCAUUAUUCUCAUCAACACUACAGAGUGGCAGGGACAGUAUGUAGCGGACCUGCUUCAUGAACAGGGCCAGCCCAUAGUGUCCACCUGCUCUGCUGCAGAUGUCCAGGCCGCCUUCAACACCAUCGUCACGCGCAUCCAGAGAUUCUGCAACUGUAACGCACAGACUCCUCCUACCAUGAAGGUGGCGGCAGCCGGAGACCAGAGUUACCUCAGUACGAUAUUGAGGUUCUUCGUGGAGCAGCUGGCCAAUAAAACACCUGACUGGCUCAGUUAUAUCCGCUUCCUGGUCAUCCCCAUUGGUUCACAUCCUUUGGCCAAACACGUGGCCUCGUUCGACAGCAAGUUCAACAAUCUGUUUAUGGACACAGCCUGGAGGGAGCUGUUCUGCAGGACGGAGCGGCCCACUUCAGAUAACAUUGACGUAGCUGGACGGGUGGUGCAGUAUUUAGCUGGAGCCAACGUAUCUCACCAGUUCCCCAUCUCCGAGGCCAUGCUCACCUACAAACAAAAGAGGAAAAGAAGUUUGUAUUUUGAUUUUUACAUCAGCCCGGAUGAAGACUCCUGUCAGAAGUUUGUGCCAUUUAUUGGGGUUGUAAAAGUAGGAAUUGUGGAGCAGAGCCUGUCAACGUCAGUGGAUUCAGAUGACGCAAUGGGCGGCAACACGAGCAUCCUGUCCUCCCCAACUCCCCCCACGGCCGGUCCGUAUGGGAAGGAGAUCGGCAGCACCCCCCCUCAGUCCCCCUCCGUGUCCACUGCCCUGUCUGGAGCUGGCUCUCCAUGCUCGGGCAGUGAGGUGAUGGGUCUCCAGGUGGACUACUGGACGUGGCAGGGUCCCGAGAAGAAGAAGGAGGGAGAGAAGCGUGACGUGGGACUCAAAAACACCUUAAAGAGUAACUUCAGGUCUCUGCAGGUGAGCCGCCUGCCCUGCGGAGGAGAGCUGACCCCGCCCCCCAGCAUGGCCAUGACCGUGGUGACCAAGGAGAAGAACAAGAAGGUGAUUUUCCUCAGUAAGAAGCCCAAGGAGAAAGAGCUGGACUCUAAGAGCCAAGUGAUAGAUGGGAUCAGCCGCCUGAUCUGCACGGCCAAGCACCAGCACACCAUGCUGAGAGUGACUAUUGACGGCGUGGAAUGGAAUGAUGUGAAGUUUUUCCAGCUGGCGGCGCAGUGGCCCACACACGUGAAGCACUUCCCUGUUGGGAUCUUUGGUUACUCCAAACCUGUGUGACCCUGCGAAUCCGAGGGUCCCGGCAAAACUAGUUUUCCUGUGGAAAUCUGAACUGACUCUAACCACAAGCUACAUGUUGUCAAGUUGAUGUUUCGAUGUUGUUGGGUGGUGAUGUUGUUUUUUUACACACUACAAAAACAAUUUUGUAAGUUUUGUGCUACAGCCUCUGAGGUAUUUUGAGGUUUUUGACAAAUUGCCACAUUUGGAUAAUGGCAGCUGUGUUUGCACUUUGUUUUGUUAACAUUUUAUUAUUAUUUCUGUGAAAUCCUACAUUUAUUGUUACUCUAUAGACAUGGAGGAGUGUGCCGGUGGCGUGCAGUGGCGUGUGUGCGAUUGUUGAGUUGAAAUGUGCUCGUGUUUGUCGUUGAAAGUUGGAAAAUUGCUGUGAAUUUAGUUGGAUCCUUCUCCUCAGACUCAGUGCUCAGUUUUUAACCCUUUACUUUGUCAAUUUUUUAUAGAAAAGUUCUUAUUGCCUCCUAAAGCUUAAAGCACACUGUGUACCUAACAUCUAAACAGCUAUGGCUAGGUCGUGUUUUUGAGGGUAGCUAUAAUGAAUGUAGCUAAAACUUAUUAUUCACCACAUGUAAACUGCUCUUUGUGACUUUUGUAUCGGUGUUUAAGUACAUUCAGACUGUACAGCGACACCUACAGUAGAAGCAGGGUAUACCACACACAUUUAGUUUGCGAUAGCUUAAUGCCAAAAGUAGUUGUCAAUGUCACAAUUAACCAUUUUUCUCUGUUACAUAAAGGGCCACUAUUUACUGAUGCUAUAUUCUCACUGUACACAUUUUUACAGUAACUCUAACCCACAUUGCUUCAGCUGUGCAGUUCAUGUGCCAAAGCCUCACUAGAGCUUGUAGUGUUUUAUGGCCCUUUUGGAGGCCAGUAUUGCUGUUACUGAGUGUUCAGUAGAUCAAAUUCACACAUUAGCACGCUACAUUUGGCCAUAUAAAAAAAGACAUAAAGCAUCAAAGGUGGGUAGUGUAGCCAAAAAUGUACCCAUAAAAGUAUCAUAAAGUUAAAAUACUUCUCAAGUUAACAGUAUUUGGUGUAGAAACUUAAUUAGACAUUUUAGACUUGACAAAACAUAAAAAUUCUGAUAAAAGUAAAAACAAUUAAUCAUUUCUAUUUAAA